AUGCAUUUUAUUGUAUCAAAAGAGCGCGUGAAAAAAGGGAACGUCAUGGUGUGUUACUAUGACUCUCAGCUCGAUCCAUCACAUUUCCGUUUGAUUCAAGCAUCUGUUCCUGAAGUUUUAAAGUGGUUUAGCGAUUUGUCCGCUUCUAAGCGUGUAGAAUUUGUUUGCGGCUUACUUCAGUUAUCUACGCCACCAGAGCUAAGGUUCUACGGCAGCUGCUUGGAAGAGAUUGCCCGUCAAGAUUACGAAAGUCUCCAUGAUUCUGAAAUACAGGCAAAUGCACCCAUGGAAAAUUAUGGUGUUUUAACUUUGUAUAAUACUGUGCCAUUGAAUCCUGGUAUUUCCACUUUGGUAACUCCAAUUUCUAUCCCGAUUCCUCCCUCAUUUAUAAUAUUAAAUAACAACCCAACAUUGCGAUCUAAACUUAUUAUCAGUCUUUCACUACUUAAUUCUACAAAUAUACCAGCAGCUACAAGUUAUUUUGAAAUGUUAAUGGCUGAUGAGAGUGACACACAUUCGCCGAAUGAUCUACAAAUAUCGACUACCAUGUUUAAAACAUCUUCCCUUGUAAAAUGUAAAUCAUCUAAGAGUGGGUCUGUUUCAUCAGACGACAGUGAUGACGAACUGUCUUCAGUAGAUAUUUUAAGGACUAUUAACCCGCAAGUCUUGGAUGAAAUCAUGCUCAUUUACACACUUGCGGCAUUUCAUCCUGCUUUCUCUUUUGACCAGCGACAACGUUUGUAUAAGCGUUUAUCCAUCGUAAAAGCCUUAUCCGAUCAUUCAGUAAAAAUUGCUCAACUUGCCAAUCAGUAUAAAGAUCCAAAUAAACAUGUCCUUAGUGGGUGGGAAAAGCCCCCUCGAAAAUCACAGUCUCCAUCUAACUAUAAACACCAUUCCUGUCUAAAUUUUCCUGCCAGAUCUAAUGUUCCGCUGUGUCCUGCACCAAGACAAUGUCGUCUUCACGGUGACCAAAGCUCCAUCAAUCAAGACUCCAAUAAUAAUCUUUCUACAAAGUAUUCACAUUGUGGUUAUUUGCUGUGUCAUUGCUCACAAUGCCAUCAUCGAGGUUCUGUAACACGUUCAUUACGUCGGCAUAGUUUACCGUCAGAUUGUUUGCGUUUUUGUGGAUAUGACAGUGACGAAAACAAUAAGGAACUUAUUUCAAUUACCAAUCCAAGUACCGUAGAUAUGCAUUUCAACAAUAAAAGUGAUACAUUGGAUGUAUCAUCGGUGACAAGCAUUCAAAGUGAUUCAUCAUCUAUUAGUAGACCAGAUGAUUCAUUAGAGUCUACUAACCGACGAAGGCAUGAUGCUUUCGGGAGAUUUGAUGCUAUUAUUAUUAUUACUACUACUACUACUACUGUUACUACCACUGCUACUAGUAGUAAUCAAAGGUCCAAUGAUGAACACUAUCCUAGGACUACACGUUGUUUAUCAUGUCGAGAAUACGAUAGUCAAACUUGUAAUGGAGAGUUAUCUACUCAUGAUUCUGAUUUGAAUUAUCUUAAAGAAGUACAUCUUUGGUUGAAAAAUCCUAAUCGAUCAGUUACUAUUGGCGAUCAAUUUAAUUCUUCUCCAAAUACAAUAUCGACAAAAUCUUCAAUAAGUUUAUCGACUUUAUCCGAUAAUAUUCACACAUCUUUCCCAUCUAUGUUAUCAAAUUCUCAGUCUACAUCUAAACUACAGGUAUCCGAUGUAGUGGAUCCAUUGUUGUUGACCAAGAACGAUAAUCAUAAUGGUAAUAAUAAUUCCAGUUGUUUGGAACAAACACUUCCAGCCAGUGUUUAUGAUAAUCAUCUAGACUUGUCUGCUGACUGCCAAUCUAUUAGCGAACUAUGCAUAAAUACAACAAGAACCUUAACAGCUUCUGAUGGGCCUUCCGUUUAUAAAGAUCUAGUUCGAUCAUCUGAGGAAUUUACUUCGUGUUCGCCACCGAUUAACCUGAGUUCAAUGAAUAAUCCAAUGUAUUCCUCGUCAUCUACAUCGAACAGAAGAGUCGUAGCCACAACAUCAAGUUCAGACUUUCGUUUUGGUGCUGAGAAAUGCUCGAAAACAAUAUCAGACUUUUGCCCCCUAUUUCCAAAGCGUCAUAGUUCCGGUUCUUCUCCAAUCUCCACACCACCUUCUGAAGAAAGCAGUUCUGACUCCACUGCACUAAAAGCAUCUUCACCGGAAUAUUGGACUCCAAAAGGCGCAUCACGUUAUUUUCGUGGAAUAUACACACCAUACCAAUCUUACAGUCAAACAUUUCGUCCUGUUGUGAAUCAUUCUCGAGAAUCUCAAGUAAAAAACACUUCCUCUUCAAGUCGAUUAUCCCAAGCAUCUCAUUCGAUGGUUGUAUCACAGUCCAGUAGUGUAUCAAAGCGCAAAUCUUACAAUCAAUUCACCUUGGAGGAUUUCCCUUCAUUAUCAACUUUACGUUCCAUGGUCAAUGCGGAAUCAUCAAAUGUUUCAACUAAACAUAAAACGAGUAAUGAAAAUUACAGUUCUUUUAAUAGUCAUAUCAAUCAUAGUUGUAACAACAGUAAUGAUAAUAAUAAUGCAUGUACUCGUCAAUUACCGAUCACAUCCACUACUUUUCCCGCGUCCUCGUGUGAAUUACCUAAUAGUGUACAAAAUUCUCAAUUAGAUUUUGAUAAAUUUCCAGUUGUUUCUAACUACAUGAUACAUGGUGAAAACGAUAAUACGGUUUUAAAAUCAAUCUCAUCGAAUUCAACUGAUAAUAUUCAAUUUGAGCCAAGUGUUUUCUCUUCUAAUUCGUCGAAUUUUCUUCCGAUUAUAAUAACAAAUUCAACUACUUCUUCACAUAUAUCUGUGUUACCACGUGUUACCACUAGUACUACUAUUACUACUACUAUAUCUGUCUGUACUGCUUGUACUGCUACUACUGGCAGCAAUAAUUUUUCCAUCUCACCACAUUAUUGGAUGUUACCUGAAGGUCCUAUACCAAUACUUCCUUCAACAUUAUAUUCGCCAUAUCUAUUGCCUACAUCUACAAUUUUAGAAAAUUUCCAGUCUAUGCAAAGACUACCUAUGUUAUAUCAGUGGACAGUCCAAUCGGCGGAUACAUCUAGUAACAGUAUUAACUGUAUUAACAAUGUAUGUGCAUCUUUUAUACCAUAUUUAUCGCCCUGUGUUGGUAUUUUCACUACAAACUCUGUGAAUAAUAAUAAUAAUAAUAAUAAUAAUAAUAGUGAUGAUGAUACACAAUGUGCCAAAAUGAAUAUUCCGGAGAUUAGUACAAUUUAUCAUUCCCCUCAAGAAUCUGAUAACGACGAACACGAUAAUAAUGAUGAUCAUGAGCAUAAUGAUAUCGAAAAGAAAAAGAAAAUCAAAGAACUAGAUAGUCCAUUACAUUCUACCAGUACCACUGAUGUCUCUAUGAAUAAUAAUAAUCACAACAUUGAAGUAACUACUAACAUCACUCCUCUUGAAACUACAAGUUCUUCAAUCUGUAAUUCUCAGGUGGAACUACUUCAUAAAGGCUUGUUUUCACAAUCAUACAUCUUAUUGCCUUCAUACCAUCCUACUCCUAUCCCUACUACUACCACUAAUAUUCUCCCAUAUUCAACUUCUAAUAUGUAUGUUAACACUUUAAAUUCUUGUGGAAUAGUACAAAAUUCACCUGUUUGUCAAGCAAGUAUAACGAUAACAACAAUUUGUAAUAAUAAUAAUAGUGGUGGUAUCGAUCUGAUUACAAAUAGUAAUAAUUUGCUUACAAAUCAUCAGUUGAAUACAACUAUGAUGAAGCAACUAAAUGAUGAACGGAAUUUACCAGAGAAUAAAAAGAUAAAUGUGUCAAACGAUACAAAUAUCUGUCCAGUAUCACAUGAAAAAACGUUUAAUGGUAUCAACGCCACAGCGAAUAGUACGACCUCACCUUCCUUUGUGACUACUGAUACUACCAUUUUAACGACGAAUUUGAAUAUUAAUCGUAUCCAUUCAUCUAACCGCCUAAUACCUCAUCAAGCAUAUGGUUCUAAUCGUACUGAUAUAAUCACUACGGAGGAAACUCAUAAAAAUCCACCAGUGAAUACUGUUGAGAAUUGUGACUGUUCAGAUUCUACCAACAGUAGCAAACCUUAUCCCUUAUGGUCUACUAAUGAAACUGUUUGUAAUCCUACUUGGUUCUAUCCUCGUUUUCCUGGUCGACCUGAUUCUUCAAGUGGUAUACCCUCCAGUACUUCCGGGUCCCAACGUACUUACCCUACUCGUGGUUAUUCACCUAUGAAUUUCAAUAAUUCUGUUCUACCACGCGGCUAUGCUCAACCUCAAAUUGCCAGUUCGUUUUACUAUACACAACACCCUGGUUUAACAUUAGUUCCAAAUUCUGUGUCCAGUCAUUCACCAUUUAUUGGUUCAGUUCCUAAUCCAAAUAUGCACUUCCAACAACCACAUCCCUUAUACGGUUUAGUUCCUAGUCCAUCUUCGACUUCUGGGACAUCACUGAAUGGAUACCCAGGAAUUCCUAUGGCCUCUACAAACUCAAUUAAAUCCAACAUUUCUUCCAUAGGUCAGUCAUCAGUAGCAUCAGUUGAUCCUAUAUCAACAGCAGCCUUACUACAAAAUGCUUUGAUUCAAAUACCAAAUGUUCCUUUGCUACAAAACUUCGUGCUACAUCCGCCUUUACAUCCAACAUAUCCUCCGCCAAUACCAAAUAUACCAGCUAAUUGUGCCAAUAAUCCUGCCAUGACAAUUUCUUCUUGGUCAUCAAUAAAUGGACCUAGAAUAGUCAGUUGUUACAAUUGUGGUCAGCCAGGACAUAAAGCUAAUGUUUGUCCAUCUAGAUGGUCUAGUCAACAAUUAUCAGAAAAUGUUUUCUCGUUAAAUUGUGCUCCAAGAAAAUAGUAUCACACUAUAAAGUAGUAAUUAUGAAUCAAAACAACUCUGGAGAAUCACAACCACCGCCGCAUAAACUAUGCUGCUGACUGUGGAACAGAAUUAUUAUUUCCAAUUACGGCAAUAGACACCGUCAUUACUAACGAACUAAUCGCAUUCAUGUCCAUAAUGAUGAUUAUUUCAUUCUCUGAUUUUUUUUCUUAUCAACAAAAAAUAAUUUACACAGUCAAAAAAAAAUACUAAUUACCGUCUUGCCGAGACAUGGAUACCCAAGCAUUGCCUUGACUCAUAUCGUUCUUCUAAUUCAAUGUCCAAGUUAAUAGUAGAAAAAAAACUGUAUUUUUGAAAGAACCUGAAAAGUUCUUCUUCUUUUUUUACUAUUGAUUUUGACAUGAGUUUACAGAUACCUAUCAUCUUACAAACCUUGUAUUUUAAAUUGAUAUCUAUGCAUGUUAAUGUGUUUGUGUAGAUGGUGUGUAUAUGUGGUUGGGUAUCUUACUUUUAAAGCAGUCAAUAUAUACUGAACAAAACAAUAAGUCCAACAAUUCUUCCUAGCAUUGUUUUACAUUUCAUCCUGAAUAUUGAAUUCCUUUUUAACUAUUAUUAUUAUUAUUAUUAUUCCCAUUUAAAAGAAAGUAUGAUGAAUUCUUUUUAUAAUAUCUAUCACAUAUAGAUUGUAGAGAGACACAUUGCUUGAUCUAGAUAUUCUAUACACACAAUUGUUUGUUUUUUUUUAUUACCCCCAUUUACUUAUUUGUAUUCUAGCUUGUAAAUACUUAUACAUUGUGUAUAUGUUAUUCACCUGUUUAAGUAAAACUAAACUUUAUUUUGAAUUAGUAGUAUUUUGUUGACAAUAUAAGCCGUUCCUUCUUUUAUUUUGUAUUGUACACAAGUUAUUAUAUAUGUAUGCUAAUUAGCUUCAUUUUAUUCAAUACCUGAGAGAAACUAUGCCAUAUACAACUUACUUUACAAAUAUUUAUGAUAAACAUAAUUUGAUAUUUAUCUAAUAAGUCGGAUCGCUGCAUGUUUUACACACUAUGGAUCACGGACGAUAAAACAAAUUGUAUUUUCUUCUUUGAUGUAGUCCAUAUUGAAAUUGUGCUCCUGUUUUUUUCCCUGUGCUCCUACUCACCCCUACUGGAAAGCUCCCUAAGCUAGGGAAAAUGGUAAAUAAGCACGAUGAAAACAAAAGUAUAUAUGUGUGUGCUUUAUUCUAUGUGAGAUCCAUAGUCAUCCUUUUUUUAAAAUUAUUUCCCUUCAUUCUUGUUUUUAUAGUCGAUUAUUAUUAUUCAGUUAGCUUUUUGCCUGCCUACCUACCUGUUUAUCUAGAUGUUUUUGUCUGUUUUGCGUCAUGUUGCGCACACGACACCAUAUAACAUCUGUUUUUUGCUUAGAUAUAUGCAUUUCCUUACGUAUACAUAUAUGUUGUCUCCAUUCUCAUUAUGCCAUGGCAGAUAAGAAGGUAGACAUAAUAUGUAUUCUGCUUUUAUUCAGGUGAUAAUAAUAACAAUAAUAGUGGUAAUUAGUUGUUACUAUCUUGAGACAAACACUUGUUACUGUUGUUGCUACUUCAUUGUCUUUCUCCAAAUGUGUAUCUUUAUACUAGUGUGAAUAAAUCUCUACCCAUUUAACCUUUACAAUUUGUUUCCAAUUAUGUAUGUUUGAGCCUGUGAAAAGAUGAACAAAUAGACAAAAUGUCCACUUUACUUUCUCCAUCCCCUUACCCUAUUCCAAUAGCCAGUUAUCAUAAUUUGUGUAUGUAUUUGCAUAUACUUCUAUUCUCAAUUGCCUCUCUCUUGAUCGUAUUAGUAGGUAGUACAGUUUUUAUUUUUUAAAAAUUGUUAAUAAAUUAAAAAAACAAAUAGAAAUCUCAACAUUCUG
Schistosoma intercalatum is the source of this 6720-nucleotide messenger RNA. NCBI's taxonomy places the organism in Eukaryota, Metazoa, Platyhelminthes, Trematoda, Strigeidida, Schistosomatidae. The record is from the annotation of a GenBank genome assembly.